Nicotiana tabacum (common tobacco) is the source of this 1066-nucleotide messenger RNA. NCBI's taxonomy places the organism in Eukaryota, Viridiplantae, Streptophyta, Magnoliopsida, Solanales, Solanaceae. The record is from RefSeq and is a predicted model, not a curated record.
UUUACUGUUUUAAAAGAAAAAUUAUCUGAUACUCACUAUUUUAUUGUAUAACUAAUUUUACUGCUCGGGAUAGCGCUAUAUUGUGCCGUUAUGAGAUUUCAUGUUUUCAGUCGUUAUUUAUUUUUAUUACUCAUUGGGUCGGAGUACUCACAUUACUCCCUGCACCAUAUGUGCAGAUACAUGCAGAGUUGAGUUCGCUCCUGAGCGCUGAUUCUUUCCAGACCAGGCGGUGACUAGGAGUAACGAGUGCAUUUAGUUAAGAAUGAGUGAUUCGACAUCAUCAGUUCCUGCAACUCUUGGUACUCCGAGUACUCCUAGUACUCCAGAUGUCUCUAUUGGAUCAACUACCAACUUAUGCACAUCUGAUCGGUCAGUCAUAUCAGUUAAGGGAGAAAAGUUCAUUCCUAAUGGUCAUGCUAUCUCGACAAUUGUCACAGAGACCUUCAAGGAGCGACAAGAUGCUACUGAUUACUCAUGCUAAAUCUAUAAGCGUUCAAAAUAGUUUUGAAAAAAAGAAACAAGAACUGUCAGCUUCUCAAAGUGCAUCAAUUGAGGUAGGAGACACUAACUCAACAAGCCAAUUAAGUGAAAUGGAUAUUUGGGUGCAAUCUGUUGGUGGAAAGAAAAAAGGAAGGAUUGCAGGACUUGAUUCUUUGGGUCGACCUGUAAAAGCACUUAAGCAUUCAACACCUACUUUACAAAGAGAAAUUGAUGAGAUAAUUAAAUCUCAGGUGCAUGCUUCCAAUGCUGACUUAUAUGCUCAGUUGCAAGAAGAGCGGCGCAAAAAUAAAAAGAUGAGGAAAGAAUUAGACUUAUUGAAGAAGUAUGUGAAUUUCAAUGCAUCAUCUUCAGAUGAGUUAUCAUCUCAAGAAGACAAUCAAGGAUCUGAGAACGAAAGUGACGAUGACUUCGAUAAUGUGAAUGAAAGUGGUUCUGACCCUGAUAACACAAAUGAAAGUGACAAAUCAUGAUUGAGAUGUUCAUUAGACUAUUAAGUUUCACAUUUGAGAUAUUUUGGUUUUUGAUUAAGGAUUAUAUGAUAUUACAUGGAUUUGGGGAUUUCAAA